This is a messenger RNA of Stereum hirsutum FP-91666 SS1, 1525 nucleotides long. RefSeq lists its product as uncharacterized. The transcript has 10 exons. Bases 925 to 1344 code for a protein of 139 amino acids. Lineage: Eukaryota; Fungi; Basidiomycota; Agaricomycetes; Russulales; Stereaceae. The record is from RefSeq and is a predicted model, not a curated record.
CGAAAUAGCAACAUAUGUUCCAUGUCCGCUUCCAACUCGUCUCUCAUCAACUAGUUCCGCUUCACUCAGAACUAGAGAGACGAGCGACGCCGCAACCAGAUUCACUCGCUGCGUUAUAACAGUGUCUUCUAAUUCACUGUUGGCACGAUCUACCACUUGGCCGUUUGUGCAGCGCGGGCGUCAGACCUGGGUGCCACACUCUUCCGAGCUCGUAUAUGAGUUCCCAAUAUGCUUUCCUAUGCAAAUUCAUGGUGUUCUCUGAUCAAAGAGUGUCAUAAAGCGUGGUUCACGGUAAGGAAAGGAAACGUGGUGAGAAUGUUAGCGGAAGAAGUAGAUGGUUGAAGGUUCGGUGGAGUGAGAACGUCAAGGUGUCUUUCCUCCGCUUGUCACUUGAAACAAUUCCCCAAAUGAAAAUCUACGUACGGACGCUCGCGGAUACCUUUUCCACGAAUGGUUCAUCAACCGACCAGCGGCCGAUCUGAUAGUUCGAUGAUGGGCAUGGAGACAGACGAGGGCAGAGGGCAGGGUUAAGUCAUCUGAAGAAGCUCUGCGCGGAUGAGUGGGAGCUGUAUGCGUGUUUUUUCAACUCGGGGGAGGACGACCCUUGGGUCACUCAUCCAGCCCUAUCGCGAACGAUGUCACCAACCGCCAGACAUCCAUUCGCGGUGCUCGCCUCUCGAACCCAUCUACCUACCUACCUACCCUCCCUCCAACUUGCCUUCCUCAACUACGGAACGAAGCAUCCAAAGCGCUACCAAGCGGAAUAUAUACACUCCUCCGUCGUCUUUGGGCUGCUAAUUCUCUCGAUCUUAUGCGUAUGUGUAUGUCGGUCUCGCGUUCUUGUGUACUGUUGCGAAGGCUCAAGCAGACGUCCAACACCUCUGGUACGGCCAUCGCGCCUGCACCCACAUCCGGACCGAGCCCAUGGCGAGCAUCUACGACAAGGCGCUUAAGCGGAAAGAUUUCUCCGGGAUCGUGGAUCAGGACGCGUUGGCGAGUAAAGCGUUGGCGGCGGAUGAUGCGCGGGUUUUGCGUGCUUCUUCUCAGUCCAACUCUGCUUCUGGUGGUGGUGGUGGUACUUUGACGACGGGUGCCAGUGCGGGAACGAAGCAGAUGAGCAAAGAGGAGAGGAAGAAGGCGGAGGAUAGGAGGGACGAGAGUAAGGCGGGGGCGGACGUGGGGAAGAUUGUGAAUUUGAUGGCGGGGGAUGCGAAUCGGUGCGCGAUGAUGAUAUCGGGGAUAUAUUUCAUCUAUGGAGAUUACUUGGCAUCUCCGCCUUCGCCGGCUUCAUCGUCCUCCUCCUCGGUUGGCCACUCAAUUCGUUCAUUGCCAGGAGGAGCAUAAGGAUCCAGAAGGGCCUAAUGGCGGCGAGGGAUAGGAGGGGGUGUUGAAUGAGUUGAUUGGCGCGGUCACGUUUAUCAAGUUCUUCGCAUGGGAGGAUCGUUGAAUCGAACGUGCGCUCGACGCGAGGGAAGCCGAGAUGAAAUGGACGAUCAAAGUUCCGUUCCCACUCCUUCCACCCAAC